This is a messenger RNA of Carassius auratus (goldfish), 3286 nucleotides long. RefSeq names its product carcinoembryonic antigen-related cell adhesion molecule 5-like. Lineage: Eukaryota; Metazoa; Chordata; Actinopteri; Cypriniformes; Cyprinidae. The coding region runs from base 105 to 3182 and encodes 1025 amino acids. The record is from RefSeq and is a predicted model, not a curated record. The transcript is spliced from 13 exons.
GAAUAUUAGCUGAAUGAAAGUAAAACGAUCAUUAUACCUUUUCGUUGCAGACUCGUCUGAAGUCUGUGGAAGAAGUGAAGAAUUCUCUUGCUAGGAUUUCCAAAAUGGGACAUAAAUUAUUCAUUGUAUUCUUCACCUUAAUUUGUACAUCAGGUCUUCAUGCAUUGUCUCUGGUUCCAUCACAAAACCCUGUGGCUGUCGGGAGCAAUGUCACUAUAAGUGUGAAUGACACAGAGACCAUUACAGUUGGGACCUGGUUGUUUGGACCUAGUAUAUUGUUCUUUUGUUACCCAGGGGGCGUUUUUACAGGAAGUGGCCAUCAAAAUGGAACAGAAUUUAACAGUUCUACAUAUCAGCUCACCUUAACAUCAGUAACUCUGAAGAAUUCUGGCCUGUAUGUAUUAGAGGCAUUGCAACCAAAGGCCUCGGCACAGAUUACAUUAGAAGUUCAGGAACCUGUCAGUAAUUUAACUGCAUUUGUAAACGCAACAAACCUGGUGGAGUUUAACGACACCGUGACGUUCACAUGCUCCGCAAACGGAACCCCACAGUGGUUUUCAUGGACGAACGGAAGCUCCACGGUCACAGCGGGAGGAAGAGUUGUGCUCGGGAAUGGUGGACGAGAUUUUAUCAUCAGUGGUGUGACGCGGUACGACGAAGGGCCGUUCAAGUGUCUUGUGGUAAACAAUAUCAGCAAAGCAGAGAGUCAACCAAUGAAUCUCAGUAUAAGCUAUGGGCCCAGUAACCUAAGAGUGACGGCAUCGCCGGAGAAAUCGGAAUACAUCUCUGGUUCGGAUAUUACACUAUCAUGCUCUGCUGACUCCAAACCGACAGCUUCUUUCUACUGGAUGUUCAACGGCAAUCCUCUGGAUGUCUCUGGUCCGACUUAUGAUCUUAUGCACGCAACUCAGAACAGAACGGGAGAAUACACCUGUGUUGCCCAGAAUGCAGUCACACUCAGAAAUGCCGCAGAGACUAAAAAGAUCAAUAUAGUUGAUCCGAUUUCAGCAGUGACAAUUUUAGCAGGGAAUCAAACAAGCUCUCCAGUAGAAGGCAUGGCUUUUGAUCUAAACUGUAAUGUUGUGGGGCCAGUGAAAUCCAUUCAGUGGAUGAAGAAUGGCACAUACCUGGACGCCAACAAUAUGAUCACUUUCUCCAAUGACAACUCAACCUUGAGAUUUAACCAACUCACUCUUAGUGAUGACGGACUGUACCAGUGUGCUGCUAGUAAUGCUGUCAGCAACAUGACUAGCCUGGCCUACAGUCUUCUGGUUAACUAUGGCCCAAAAAAUACAACAGCCUCUGGUUCAAACAUAGCAGCAGUGGGAUCCAGCGUGACCUUCAACUGUUCCUCUGACUCUCGUCCCCAAAGUCAAUACAGCUGGUAUUUUAAUAACUUAAAUGUGAACAAUGGUUCAGUGUAUGUGACUACACCUCUCUCAAAAAACGAUAGCGGACAGUACAACUGCAUGGCCUUCAACAGCAUCACAGGCAGAAGCGGCUUUGCCUCAGUGACAUUAACUGUAUAUGCUCCUGUCAGCGAUGUUAUGGUGAAUAUGGACAAUCAGCAACCAAUCUUCAGUCAGCCAUUCACACUAACCUGCACUGCCAGUGGAGAUGUUGAACAGAUUCAGUGGAUGAAGGAUGGCACGGUCCUUCAUGCUCAAAAUGGAAUCACGUUCUCCAAUGACAACUCAACCUUGAGCUUCCAAAAUAUAAGUCUCAGUGAUGAUGGAUCUUAUCAGUGUGAAGCAAGUAAUGUUGUCAGCAACAUGACUAGCCCAAGCUAUGACCUGAUGGUCAACUAUGGUCCAUGGAACACAACCAUCUCUGGUCCAACUGUAGGAGCUAUCGGACAUAAUGUGACCUUCAGCUGCUCUGCUAACUCUCACCCAACAAGUCAAUACAGCUGGUUUUUAAACAGCUCAAAGGUGGGAGAGGGUCCAGUGUUAACUAUGACUCUCUCACCAAAUAGUGGCGGACAUUACACCUGCAUGGCCUCCAAUGACAUUACACACAUCAGCAGCAAUGCAUCACUGGAGUUAACUUUAAGAGAUCCAAUCAGCCAUGUGAUUGUGAGUGCUGGCGAUCAGCAACCAAUCUUCAGUCAGCCAUUCACACUAACCUGCAUUGCUAAUGGAGAUGUUGAACACAUUCAGUGGAUGAAGAAUGGCAUGGUCCUUCAUCCUCAAAAUGGAAUCACGUUCUCCAAUAACAACUCAACCUUGAGCUUCCAAAAUAUAAAUCUCAGUGAUGAUGGAUCUUAUCAGUGUGAAGCAAGUAAUGUUGUCAGCAACAUGACUAGCCCAAGCUAUGACCUGAUGGUCAACUAUGGUCCAUGGAAUACAACAGUUGAAGGACCAUCCAUGGCAGAGGAGGGCUCCAAUGUGACUUUCAACUGUACUGCCAUCUCUCGUCCUCAUAGUCAGUAUAGCUGGUUCCACAACACUUCAAAAGUGGGAGAUGGUCCAGUGCUUGUGAAAACAGCUCUUUCACUAAACAGUAGUGGACUCUACACCUGCAUGGCCAUCAAUGACAUCACAGGCAGAAGCAGCAACGCAUCACUCGAGUUGACUGUUAUUGAAACCAUCACGGCAGUGGACGUGAUCCCCGAUCGCACUAUUCCUCUGGCUUCCCAAAGCUUAACGCUCACCUGUAAUGUGAAGGGACGCUACAACACAGUCCACUGGCUUCAAAACAACCAGCAUUUCCAGCCAUCAGACAAAGUUAUAUUUUCAGAAAAUAACACCUCUGUAACCUUCAAAACUUUGCAGACCGCUGAUGAUGGGAGAUACCAUUGUGUCGCUUCAAAUGAAUUCAGACAGUAUGUCAGUAGCCCAUAUGAUCUGGCAGUCAUCUUUGGACCACAGAGUGUGCAGAUCAUUGUACGCCCUGGGAUUCCCCCCGUCCUAACAUGUCAAGCAGUGUCUCAGCCGCCAGCUGUGUAUCACUGGAUCUUCGAAAACAGCACCGUAGUGGGAAAUCAAUCCUCCAUAGAACUUCCCAUUAAGUCAAUCUUGGGCAGCAAUUACACCUGUGUGGCUAAAAACCCUUUGACUAAUGUGACAGUCUACACCAGCCAAGUCAUCAACUCCUCAAAUGCUGUUGUCGGUGUCCAGGCGAGUGUGGUGUUGAUGGCUCUCUUGGCUCUGCUUCUCCCUGUGCUGGAAGAAUGCCUCUAAUACUUAUAUUGCUGUGAAUGUCUUUGAGGCUUUUAUGUAGACUAAAUGAGGCUUGUGGGCAAAUUUAACACUUAAAAACAGCAAGAAAAAAUUUAAACUGACAA